CAUAUCGAAAUAAUGACUAGCACUCUUUGACCGACCGCCUUGCACAGGCUUCCUAGAAUGCUGUGAUCCCUCAUACAUGUCGGUAAGAAAGCGGCUACUCUCCUUGGAGAGCCCUGGGCUUCAGCCGAGAUACAAGUCUUCAGUUUCUGCAGAUAUUGGGCGAGGACUGGUGGAGGAUCACAAAUCAUUUUAAUCGCUUCCGAGGCUGCCCACGGCUGACAUCUGCAUAUACCCAUGUCCACAGCGAUAUCGUUCGACUGAGGUAUUGACUCCAUCCAGGGACUUCAUAUAGUAUACAGAGCCACGAUAUAUAUACGUAGGAUAACUCUUUCUACACUCCAUUGCUUUUCGUUCCGACUCUCUCAAUAAUAGUCAACAUGCUCGCGGAUCCAGUCAAGGUCCAAAUCCCAAAAUCCUACGAAACUCUUCCGGUCAAGGACAUCAAAUUGUCCCACCAUCCUGAAAAUGCACCAGAAGCCACUGCCGUGAUAGUCUUGACCCUCAACCGACCAAAGCAGGGCAACGCCUUCACCAUCAACAUGAUGCAUGCCUUCGAAUUGGUUUACCCCAUGCUCGACCUGGAUGAAAGAGUCAAAUGCGUGGUUAUCACUGGGGCUGGUAGGAUGUUCUGUGCAGGAGCUGAUCUCGAGAUUGGCUUUCCCAGUGGUGGCGGAAGGGAAAGAUUGGUUGACCACCGUGAUCCCGGAGGACGUCUGAACCUAUGCAUCUACCGAUGCCGAAAGCCUACCAUCGUGGCACUGAACGGUCCAGCCGUCGGCCUAGGCAUGACAAUGGGCCUUUCAGCAGCCAUCAGGAUCGCCCACGCCUCUUCCAAGUACGGCUUCGUCUUCGCCAGACGCGGCAUCACAAUGGAGUCCAAUUCGAGCUACUUCUUGCCUCGACUUAUUGGUCACUCGAGCGCCUUGUAUCUCUUGACCACAGGUGAUGUGUACCGCGGCGACUCCAAGCAUUUCGGAAGCCUGUUUCAAGAGGUGAUCGAGGAGCAACCUGGUGUUUUGCAGAGAGCGCUGAAGCUGGCAACCAACAUCGCCGAAAAAACGAGCGUCCUGGCCAGCUUCUUGAAUCGAGAAUUGAUGUGGAGAGGCAAGCAGACAGCCGAAGAAACCCAUCUGCUCGAUAGUGCGGUGCUCUACCACAUGUUUGCUGCCAAGGACUGUGAGGAAGGUGUCCAAAGCUUCCUCAAAAAGCGUGAACCAAUGUUCUCAGCCACACUCGAGAAAGAUGGGCCACCAUUUUACCCGUGGUAUCAUGAAACUGACACCGGCUCCAGGCCAAGGGCACACAAAUUAGGCGAGCCCAAGCUAUAGACAUGGCUUGACA
Molecule: messenger RNA, 1341 nt
Organism: Exophiala viscosa
Lineage: Eukaryota; Fungi; Ascomycota; Eurotiomycetes; Chaetothyriales; Herpotrichiellaceae
Product: ClpP/crotonase-like domain-containing protein
Exons: 3
Coding region: 378-1328 (316 amino acids)
Source: RefSeq, a predicted model, not a curated record